This is a messenger RNA of Rotaria socialis, 1053 nucleotides long. NCBI's taxonomy places the organism in Eukaryota, Metazoa, Rotifera, Eurotatoria, Philodinida, Philodinidae. The record is from the annotation of a GenBank genome assembly.
AUGAUUGAAAUCGGCGUUUUUGAACUCUGGUUCCUCGAUACUGGUAUUAUAUUUAUAUUCGUUAUUGGUUUCUUGGUCUGCAAACGUUGGAAUUCUAAACGUUUGUUUCAUGGCAUAUGUAUCGUUUGUUCUCUAAUCAUAUUUAGUUUGCCCUUGGUCUUAAAAUGGUACUCACCGUGGCCUUUCGCUAGCGUUCACGUACUUUUCUUGAGUGCUAUUACUAGUCUUAUUCUAGUGCUAAAAUUUCUCGAAUGGGGAUUUGCUCGUGAUUGGAAUGAAAUCAGAACGGUACCAAUCAAACAACUGAUAAUAGACUUUACCAGCUACUCACAAUUAUAUUCAUCCACGGAGAAGCAAUCAUCAUUGACCAUCAACGAUAUUUAUCGCAUGAAUACAACGAUGCUUCUCAGAGGAGUUUUUCAAUUUAUUACUCUUCGCAUACUCAUGCAUCUGAUUCCUGAUACAUGGUUGUCUCUGGCUUUGUCAUCACUCACAUUUUGGAUUUGGCCAAUUCGUUACAUAUUACUCUCUUUUAUUCUUUAUAUUUCGAUUAGUGCUGUCACCAAUAUCACGUUCAGCGUCAGUGCUAUCAUAUGGACAAUACCGGUGCAAGCAACUUUUCCCGCUUUUCCAUUUACUUCGUGUAGUAUUCGUGAAUUUUGGUCUCGUCGUUGGAAUCUCUUUGUGAAACACCUAUUGCACCGAAUAUCCUUUAUUGUUAUACCAAAUUGGGUUGGAGUGAGUCAGACAAUGAGUAAUACAAUACGUGGCCUGAUAUCGUUUGUAUUAUCAGGUAUUCUUCAUGAGCUACUCUUCGUCAUGUCCACUGGUCGAUGGUCGGGGAAGAACUUGGCCUUUUUUCUUCUACAUGCAGUCCUCGUAACGAUAGAGAUUAUCUGGGACCGAAGGAGAAGAACGGUUCAGUCAACACAACAAUUUUUCAGAUGGUUACAGACCAUGGCAGUAAUGCUCAUUACUUCACCACUUUUCUUUGAUCCGUGGAUAGAAGCUGGAUAUUUUAUUGCUUUAAAACAAAGUCUUAGCUGGUCUUAA